Vanderwaltozyma polyspora DSM 70294 is the source of this 1590-nucleotide messenger RNA. RefSeq names its product septin SPR3 (gene SPR3). Gene Ontology annotation, biological process: cytoskeleton-dependent cytokinesis. The transcript has a single exon. Gene Ontology annotation, cellular component: microtubule cytoskeleton; septin ring; cell division site. Gene Ontology annotation, molecular function: molecular adaptor activity; GTPase activity; GTP binding. The record is from RefSeq and is a predicted model, not a curated record. Lineage: Eukaryota; Fungi; Ascomycota; Saccharomycetes; Saccharomycetales; Saccharomycetaceae. Bases 1 to 1590 code for a protein of 529 amino acids.
AUGAAGUCUCCAGAUUCUGGCAAUAGGGAUGAUAGUCCAAAUACAAAAGAGGAAGAAGCUGAACAAGACUGCAGUAGUCCAAUGGUUGAUUUGAAGGUUCAAAUAAGUAAAGAUGAUGAGAGUGCACAGACUGAAGUCGAAAAGGGCACAUUGAUGAAGAAGUCAGCUGAUAAUGAUUCUUCAGAUAUUAUUGAUGAGUACAUGGAUAUAUCAUUAUUUGAUGUAAAAUGUCGUAGAGUACCAACAAUAUCAAAAAUGUUAAGGGAUAGGACUAUUAUUACUGAAGGAUAUUCUAUUGGAAUAGAUCAAAUCCCAUUACAAAGGGAGAGAAUGACUGCUCAUAAAGGUGUACAUUUCACUUUAAUGGUAGCUGGUCAAGCAGGUUUAGGUAAAACAACUUUUGUGAAUACAUUUUUUGGCUCUUCCAUUUUACCAAGUGUUUGGAAUAAGAAAGAUCACAAUUCAAGUCAAGAAAGAACAAAAUCAAUCACUUGUCACACUGCUCAAAUUGAAGGGUAUGGAACAAAAUUGAACUUAACAAUUAUUGAUACUCCAGGUUUUGGAAAUAAAUUAAACAAUGCAUUUUCAUGGAUUCCAUUAACAAAUUUUAUUGAUGAUCAGAUUAGAUCAUAUAUUUUCCAAGAGGAACAGCCAGAUAGAAUCAAACUAAGAGAUAAACGAGUUCACUGUUGUUUGUAUUUUAUUGAACCAACAAACAAGGGACUUUCGACAUUGGACGUUGUCACCAUGAAAGAAUUAUCUAAAAGAGUUAAUGUUAUUCCAAUUAUCGCAAAGGCAGAUUCCUUACCUAAAUCCCAUCUUACAAAUUUCAAUCGUGAAAUUAGGCAAAUAAUUGAUGUUCAAAAUAUUAAAAUUUGCAAUUUCUUAAAUUCAAAUGAUCCAUAUUACGAUGAUAUUUUCAGUAAUAUUCCAUUCAAUAUAAUCGCAUCAGAGAACCAUGUUAUGAAUAAUCGUGGAGAAUUGGUCUUAGGGAGAGAAUAUAAAUGGGCAGUGAUUGAAGUAGAGAAUCCUAAACAUUCUGAUUUUAGUAAAUUAAAAGAUAUUUUAAUAAAUAAAUAUAUGGCCGAUUUAGUUCAAUCCACCGAAGAAUAUUAUGAAAACUGUAGAGCAUCACUAUUAAAGACAAGGAUAUUAAAAGCAAGAGAUAUCUGUUUUUCUUCGAAACCACCACUAGUAGAUAUAUCAGAUGAAUUAAAGGAAUUUUUCAAAACAUUAGAUUAUGAAAACUGUGAUAAUAAUGGUAUUAAAAAUUAUGCAUGUUAUCAACUGUUUAAUAAGAAAUAUAUCGACGAAUUAGUUCUAGAAUGGUGCCAAGAAUAUAUCCACAGACAAUGGGAAGCCAAACGAAGAUUCAAUGAAAUCGUUAACGUUGAAGAAAAUAAAUUUCAAGAUUGGAGGAAAGCUAUCUUAAAAAGACAAGAGAAAUUCAAUAACGAAAUAAAUUCAAUCCAUAAACAAAUUGAAUCUCUACAAAUAGAAUGCCACGACUUGGAAUCAAGAGCAAUCUCUAGUCGCUCAGGAAAUGAAAAAUCUUUAGGAAAUUUAAGUGCUAUGGUAGGCAAAACCUAA